Trichomonas vaginalis G3 is the source of this 1557-nucleotide messenger RNA. RefSeq lists its product as uncharacterized. NCBI's taxonomy places the organism in Eukaryota, Parabasalia, Trichomonadida, Trichomonadidae. The coding region runs from base 1 to 1557 and encodes 518 amino acids. The transcript has a single exon. The record is from RefSeq and is a predicted model, not a curated record.
AUGCUUAAAAACGGUAAUCUCUCAAAAGGAGCUGGAUAUGGAGAUUUACCUUUUCACCUUAAUAUUAUCUCAGGAUUUACAAAUGGAUGCAACCACAUACGAAAUUCUUUCUUUAUUAUUAAUACAGUUUUCUAUUCAGGGGAGAAAUUAGCUUAUCCUUACAUGACAAAUUAUUUUUCAGCUGUUUUAAUGGCUACAGGCAAUGCAACAUUCCGAGGUGCGCUAUUUAUACCUUCUUUUAUGAUGAGUCUUUCUUUACUUUUCGGAAUGUAUUAUCUCGGUAUUUUAUUUCACAAAGAUCGUUUUGCAUGCUUGAUUGCGAUAUUUAUGUUCUUAAAUCUCGGCGGUCUUGGUUUUUUACGCUUAGCAGAUCCCACAUUUAUAGAAGGAGAUUUAAUUCACGACUGGGGCAAUGAACACUAUGAAUAUUGGUUCCAUCCCAUUAUGCAUAUCCUUGUUCCUCAGCGUGCGUCGCUCUGGUCCAUGCCAUUAUGCUAUUGGUGCCUAAUUAUUUUGAUCAAAGGCAUAAAAGUGAUGAAAUGGCAAUAUUUCUUGAUUGCUGCACUAUAUGUUGCCAUAACACCACUUGUUCAAGUCCAUUCAUACGUAGCUCUUGCUCAAUGGUCGAUUGUUUAUGCCGCAUUAAAUUUUCCAUGGAAAAACAAGUCGAAAAUGCUUUCCCAUGUAUUUGUUUGGUCGAUAUUCGGCAUUGUAGCCAAUGUACUAUGCGUUCCUCAGUUCGCACCAUAUCUAAAGCGACUUACCGUUAAAGAAUCAGAUGGCGGCAGCGGUUUUCUUGUUUUAGAUCCGAUUUGGAACUCAUACAAUCGCAAAAGGGAGUGGAGCCUGGCCAUAAAACUAUGGUGGCGUGGUCUAGGACUGUUUGCUUUUGUUUCUUUGAUAAGUUGUUGGUCAGUUUUGUCAAAAGAACAAAAAAUCGAUUAUAUUCCAUCGAUUGUUGUUUUUCUUUUGACAAACAUCAUAAGGUAUCAACCUUGGGAACUAGAUAACACUAAAGUUUUCUACGCAGCAUGGAUUCCUUUCGCUAUACAUUGCUAUGGAUUAUUCAUGGCAAAAUUGCUUAGACACAAAACGUGGAGAGUCGUAGGUGUAAUUAUCCUUUUCUUCUCUUGUUUGUCUGCAAUUAGAUUAUACGUGUUAGAAAUGUCAACUUCAACUCCCAUGUUCGAAGAUGACGCUGUUGAAUUUGGCAAAUGGGUGUCGGAAAAUACCCCAAUAGAUGCAAUUUGGCUGACGGACCAAUGGCACAGCAAUCCUGUCCUGACAAUGGCUGGAAGACAGAGCUACAUGGGAUACGGAGGAUGGCUGUUGUCACAUGGACUGGAUUAUUUCGGAAGAGAUAGAGAUUCUAAUUAUAUGAUGGAACAUCCGGAAGAUUCGGACUUUUUCAUCAAAAGAAAUAUAACUUAUGCAGUUUCUUAUCAGAAAGCAUUUAAAAAUUGGGCAAAUAUUACUUCUGAUAACGGAUGGGUUAAAAUUUAUGAAUAUCAAAGGUUUGAAUGUUGGAAAUAUAUACCAAAUUCAACACAAAUAUAA